This is a messenger RNA of Bradysia coprophila, 977 nucleotides long. RefSeq lists its product as uncharacterized. The record is from RefSeq and is a predicted model, not a curated record. NCBI's taxonomy places the organism in Eukaryota, Metazoa, Arthropoda, Insecta, Diptera, Sciaridae.
UAUUUUCGCAAUCACUUGUCAUUUUGUCGCUGAUGGUGUGCUAAAAGUGUACUCGCUGCCAAUCAAUCAAGUUUUGAAAGAAUAAGAAAUGAAGAACGUAAAGAGUUUCGUUUUUAUUGUGGCAUUGUGCGUCGGCUACGCUCAUUCAGUACCAGUGAAUAAUGGUUUUCGUUACUACCGAGCACCAUCAUCAUUCAAUGGAUAUUAUCGACCGUAUCCAAUGCAUCAAACUAUGCUUCUGCACUACAACAAUCCUUAUUCUGCACGGACUGCUCAAGCUAGUGAAAUAACUGCAUUUGCAUCUGGCGAUAGGAUCGGAGCCGGGACAUACUAUGAACAUGGUCAAGAGCCUGCACCAGUGCAAGAAUUCCAACCACCACCACCACCACCAUCAUCAUCAACGAAUCUAGACACCGAUUUGAAUCAACAAGCCCCCGCUGAGUCUAGUGACAGUGGUAACGCGAUAUCAAUAGCAGAAUCAUAUCCCGAGGAAGAUGAGAGCCCGGACUCAGAAUCACACCAAGAUAAUGAUGGUCUCUUCGAAUCGGGUCCCUCAAUCUCGUACGAGCCAAUUCCACAAAAAAACAACAUUGCACCGACAGCGACUCCUGCAAAUCCGAUUAUUGCACAGCCGCCAAAAAUUAAUGUUGAAAUAGAAACAAACGAAGAGGACGACGACGAUAUAGUACCGGCUAACACGAAAGGGCAGCAGCCAAGUCAAGGUUCAUGGCCACUACACAAUUUCUUUCCUAUUAGCUUCGGGAGUACGUCAGGCGGUGCCAUUGCAAUUGCCAAUAGCUUUAGUACGGGCAAAGGGGGAACUGCUGCUAGUCGAGCAACAGCAUACGGUUCAUCGUCAAAAGGCAAACUGAAGAAACAGUUGCAGAAUUGAUUUUUUUUACUCAACGAAUUUUGUCUGUGGGUUUCAAGAAGAAAAACAGCUAAAUUAAAAAUUAAUUUUUUUUAAUGGAAAGUUA